Coregonus sp. 'balchen' is the source of this 6350-nucleotide messenger RNA. Lineage: Eukaryota; Metazoa; Chordata; Actinopteri; Salmoniformes; Salmonidae. The record is from the annotation of a GenBank genome assembly.
CUUGAAGAAGCGCCAUUUUCGGCGUUGUCAUACAGCAUGUCGCUAAUGUUUAUCACAUAAUAAGAACGAAUUUCAGUGUUUGUUAUUAUACGUUAGGUUUCUAAGUACUAUCUGAAAAUGGGGCGAAAGAAGAAGAAGCAGAUGAAGCCAUGGUGCUGGUAUCCUUUGGUUUGGGGAAUAGACAAAACGCGAAUCAUGAAAGGAAAGUGAUGGCUCGAGUGCUUAGCAAGCUAGCUAGCGAAGUAAGAUACUGUAGGCCUCACAAGACCUGUUCGCAAUUUUGAUACUUUAUCGUCUUUUUGUAAUAAUGUUGUGGCAAUUUCAUUUUCCAACAGUCUCUCUUCUAGUUUUAUUUCAACAAAGUAAACCUGAUGGUGUAUAUUGACAAACAUUUUAGCCGGAAAUAUAGCUACGUUGGCUAACUAACUAGCGACAUUAUUAGUUAGCACGGUAUUGUAUUCAUUAUGUAAGUUAAGCUAAUUAGCUAUCUCGAUGCAGCUACCCAGUUUAUGACGCUUAGUCGGCAUACUUUGUCUGUCAUAGAUGGUGGUCAGAAGUUGUGCUCAAAGAGUAGUUAUACCUUACGUUGAAAUAAAGGGGUAAUAGCAGGGAGCAGGCACCCUCGAUUGAAUUAAAUGAAAUCAUCUAACAUUAGCUAGCUUGCUAACGUUAGUUUAUACUUUCUGUCUGAAAUUUCCUUAAUUCACAACUUGAAGGUAUUGUAAUCGAGAUUUCGAUGAUGAAAAGAUCCUCAUCCAACAUCAAAAGGCCAAACAUUUUAAGUGCCAUAUAUGUCACAAGAAGUUGUACACUGGUCCAGGGCUGGCAAUCCACUGUAUGCAGGUUGGUAUUCACAUUAACAACAUGUUGAUUAUUAAUUCAUCUGUGUUGUCAAACCUUUUAUUUGUGAUAUGAAUCAUUGAUGUUGUGUGUGUUUCAGGUUCACAAAGAGACCAUCGAUGGGGUCCCCAACGCCAUACCUGGAAGGGUAGACAUAGAAUUGGAAAUCUAUGGCAUGGAAGGAAUUCCAGAGAAGGAUAUGCAGGAGAGGAGACGGACGUUAGAACAAAAACAGGGUUAGUGUCAACAUCCUUCCCUGCAUUUGUAGUGAGACAUGGGGGGAGUUUGACAAUAGAAGUCUACAGCCAUGUCUCAGGGCAAAUCAUCUUAAAGAAAUACUGUGUGACUAAAAUACCCCUUUACCUUGUGUUUACAGAGAGCCAGAAGAAGAAGCAGAAUCAGGAUGACUCUGAUGAGGAUGACGAGGAUGAUGAUGCUCCAGGCCCUUCGUUCGUUCAGCAGCAGAUGCCUACUGCCCAGCCCCAGGCUAGCUAUGUCCCUCCCAUGGCCCAGCCCGGCAUGCCCCCCGGGGCCAGGGCUCCAGGCAUGCCACCAGGAGCUUACUCAGGUAGAACAUGGGCAGAAUGGCCAUACGAUUGCUAUUUUCUGCCAGGAAGACAUUCGCAUGAAGUAAUGAUGAUUGGCAAAAAUGUUCAACUGCUCUGAAUUGUGAAUGAAUCAUGCCCGUUCUGAACAACCCACAAACUGGAAAAUAGAAAUUUCCAGCAUCACCAUAUAAUGGCUUAUAAACUAUACCUGGUGUAUUGUUUAAAAUCUAUUUUCUUCCCAAUACAGGAAUGCCCCCUAUGAUGCCAGGACACGGUGUCCCGCCCAUGAUGCAUGGGAUGCCCCCUGGUAUGCACGGAAUGCCACCAGGGUGAGUACUGCGUCACCCCAGUCUGUAUAGGAAAAUGUGAGCGUCCCGUUCGCAUUCAGCUCCAAUUCAAACUGACAAUUAAGGCAUUGCUUUUUAUCAGUAGUUGAGACAAGAGGGGGAACAUUUAGGCUUGCAGGGUAAGGGUUUUGUUCAAUAGUCCCCUGUAGCUCAGUUGGUAGAGCAUGGCGCUUGCAACGCCAGGGUUGUGGGUUCGUUUCCCACGGGGGGCCAGUAUGAAAAAUGUAUGCACUCACUAACUGUAAGUCGCUCUGCAUAAGAGCGAGCGUCUGCUAAAUGACUAAAAUGUAAUACUAACUCAUACUACUCAGUGGGUGACAUUUUCCCCUCUCAAAGACACACAAAGCCACGGUACGUUUGCUCACUCUGCAGGAGGAAAAUGUCGCACGGAACUGGUCCGUCACUGAAGAAUCUGCCUCAUUAUUACAGCUUCAGACAGUUAGAUUUGCUCAUUUAGAUUAUAACUCACACCUGUUGGUUUGAUCUCCUUACAGCAUGAUGCACGGGAUGGGAGGGAUGAUGCCUCCAAUGAUGCAAGGGAUUCCCGGUAUGCCCCCAGGUAAGCACUGUCCUAGGAGGUACCCCUUUUCCCCUCCCUUACUCCAGUCACUCUGUACCCAGUGGGGUGGUCUGGCAUUGACAGGGGAUACAGCAACGUGGCCCUCUCUCAUCUAGGACUAUUCUCCUAUAUGAGGCUUAUGAGAGCUGACAAUUUCACAAAACUAGCAUAGCGCAUAGAGCUGGGCGACAUAAACAAAAAUCGAUUAAAUGAUAAGCUUAUAACAUUAAUGUGCACCACAGUUAUUGUUUUAAUAUUACCCUUAAACUACUACUACUACUUCUCUGAAUGUUGUAGCUAUCAAUUGUCCAGUUAUCAAUCACCUAUAUUAGCAAACUUAUUUAGUUUCAAACUUCACAUUUCUCUAGUAGGGCCCUAUAGGUUAUUUAUAGAAAUGAACGAUAUCAGCAAAAUGUCCACGAUAAGUUUGAUCGUUUUUGGUUUAUCGUCCCAGCUCUAGUAGCACAGAAUCAUGUUCACUCUCAAAUCUAUCCUAGAAAGCAUCUGCUAUGAUAUUUGUAAUGGAUUCCCUAACUUCCUGAGAAAGAACUGUGAUUUGAUAUUGAGCCCUGAUGUCUUGUCCUCCAGGAAUGCCACCCCACAUGGGUCACCGUCCUGGUAUGCCCCACAUGGGCCAGGCCCCCUCCGCGGCAGGGAUGCCCCGACCCGCCGCAGCAGCCCCUGCUGCCGUCAGCAAGCCCCUGUUCCCCAGCGCAGUACAGGUGGGUCUCCUCGCCUAGAAGCGAGGUGAGAUGGAGGUGUAGCUUGUCAUAACUGGUUUACCUUAUUUAAAUAGUGUCCAUUGAGUAAUUCACCAAGAGGAUUUCCUCUGUAGUAAGAUGAAGUGCUUAUUUUAAGAGUCACUGUCUGAAGGUUGUACUGGUGCGCUCAUCUCAGGCACAUGCAUACUAUCAGAGUAUCAUCAUUAAUGAUAGGGAGUAGGCUUGGGCGGUAUCCAGAUUGUCAUACCUUCAUACCGAUCUUGUGCCAUAUCGGGAUAUUCGGUAAUACCGGUACUGAACACAAGGGGCACUAUUUUCAAAUUCACUGAGCUUUUAAAAUCUGAAGGUUAGCAAUACUAACAAGUACAUGUAAAAUCCCAUAGAGAAUGCUAACUGUCACAUUGCGAACAUUUUAAGAAAGUCUCUGACCUAAACAAUUUUCAGGACCGACAUCCCAGCUCACAAAGUUAUAAAAGUAACUAAAAAAUGCUACAGUUUGCUGCAGCUACAAAACAAAUAUUAGACGGCAAGUCUCUUGAUCCAGGAGGGGAUUCUCUGCUGAUAACGGCAAGCGAAGCUUGAUUUUGUAAGAAGCUAACCACUUAGCUAGAUAGCUACUAAAUUAACAAACCAAAUGUACAGCUGCAGAGCAUUUAGCACAUUUUAGACAGUUAAGUUAAAGUUAAGACAUCUACAUUUUACAUUUACGUCAUUUAGCAGACGCUCUUAUCCAGAGCGACUUAGUUAGUGAGAGCAUACAUUUUUUUCAUACUGGCCCCCUGUGUGAAUCGAACCCACAACCCUGGCGUUGCAAGCGCCAUGCUCUACCAACUGAGCUACACGGGGCGUCAUCUAGCUGGCAAACAUUUAGUUGUGAAUUCCAUACUGUAACUAGAUCACCUGGCGUGUGCUGCACAACAGUGAGUGACUCAAGGCUCUGGUCUCUUGUUAUUGUGUGCUUGUAAACAAACCAUGUGACUGGGUACUACCGGUAAUCUUCAUAAUGAACAAUUAUGUUAAAUGAAAAACGCGAUCUUUAUCUCCUAACAUAUUGCACAAGUUGACUGCAGGUAUUUACUUAAGUAGCUACAAAUAUUAAAAUGUAUUAAAAAACUUCAAAGAAAUAGUUUCAAUGUUAUUGAAAAACCAUCCCGUGGCUAUUUCCAAAUACCCAGGUAUACCGCCCAAGCCUAAUAGGGAGCAGCAAUAGCAGCGUUGUAUCAGUAAUGCAUCCAUAGUAAGGAACAAUGGUCAACUAUAGCUCAUUAUCAACUGCCCUCUGCUAGUAUUCACUCUAGGUUCUGCUAGUGUUGUUCACACUCUGCCUCUCUUCUUUAUGCUUCAGAUGGGCUCUCAUGUUCCAAACACCAUCACAGCCUCUCCCAGUAGCACUGCAGACUCUCAGUCUGCUGCCUCUAAGCCUCGGUUCUCUAACUCUCCACAAGUAGGCAGGACUGUUUCACUUAAUGUCCCAUAGAGAUGCUUGUGGCAUGCAGCAUAUCAGCUUUAUUUGGUUGAGAAUGCUACAAACGUACUGUUCUGACAUAUAAACAAGUUAAGGUAACAUAUUCGGCAGGCUUUUUUGACAUUCCUUAUGCAUUUUUAUGAAUCGCUCCACCAAGAGGAUGAGCUGACGUUCGGCUUUCCCUUGGGAGGACUUGCUGCAUGCCUGUGUGUGGCCUUCCUUCGUUUUCUUAGCACUGGAUUGGUGAUUUUAAAAUGUAUUUUGUUUAGGCACAGCUUGCAUUUAGCUUAUUUUUCCCUCCUGUGACUUGUUAGCUUGAUUUCCUCAGAUGGUAUUUUGCACAAUGCAAUGCUUAUCAGCAAUGUGUGACAUGACACAAGUGUUUCUUGAGUGUUUCAGCCUUUGCGGAAAAAAUGCUGAACUGACUUUUUGAAAGUGCAGUUUUAUAUGAAUAUAACCACCUGUGGAAUCCUGAUAUUUUCCAGUCAUUGAAAGUGCUAAUCGGCUCAGCGUUAAUUUGAUGUACAGUGCACUCUGCUCAUAAAAAUCUGAGGAAUCAACCAAUCGCUUGUUGUGAUCAAAAAUCAUGGGACAGAAAUUCUAUUUAGGAAGCACUUUUAAGGAAUCAAUGGGUCAAAAGUCUAAAUAUCUGAUUCCUAUGAGAGGACAGCAUUGUAAUCUGUGUGUGAUUGAGUCACUCACCCAUCUGACAGUGCCUCUUCCUUCCUGUCUCCCAGGCCCAGCAGAGUGCCUCUGGAGCUGUGCCCCACAGCGCGCCCUCCACCUCCUCCGACCCUCCCAAAGCAACAUUCCCCGCCUACACCCAGUCCUCUGCCUCCUCCUCUAUCCCCCCUAGUAACACUGUGGCCAAGCCCCCCGCCACAGUGACCAGUAAGCCAGCCACCCUCACCACCACGAGUGCAACCAGUAAGUUGAUCCACCCUGAUGAGGAUAUCUCACUGGUAAGUUGCUCCUGCUUUGCGUUUUGCCCUUUCACAGUAAGUAAUGAAUGAGAUAAAGUACUUUUAUCUGUCGCGUUACUGUUUUGAUACUUGUAAUAUUUGUUUAAAACAAAGUAGUCAAAUAUAAUGUAAUUGAGUUGUGUGAUUUGUCCUUGCCGUUGCACUGAAAGGGAUAGGCUAGAGUUGCGUGAUGUUUAAGAAUCCCCUCUGUGUUUGUCUGCCCGGUAACAGGAGGAGCGACGGGCUCAGUUGCCCCGGUACCAGCGUAACGUGCCCAGGCAGGGGCAGGUCCACAUGUCUGCCCCUCCUGUGGCGGCUGUGGGCGGCAUGAUGCCCACACAGCAGGGCAUGCCCCCCCAGCAGCCUGGCAUGAGGCACCCCAUGCAUGGUAAGAGACGUUAUGGCAUCACCAGACCAAAAAUGAACUGGAGGAGAGAAACUUGUAGCCUUUGUGAUGGCAUGAAAGACCAAGUAUCAUACCAGUCAAAACAUAUGGUAGAGAACAAUGAAUCACUCUAACACUAGCAACAUGAUGUUUUUGCUUUUGCCACUUUGCAUUGUGAGCGUGAUGUUUUAAUAUGCUUCCUCCUCCCUCCAGGUCAGUAUGGCGGUCCCCCCCAGGGCAUGCCUGGCUACAUGCAGGGCGGGAUGCCUCCGUAUGGGCAGGGCCCUCCGAUGGGAUACCAAGGAGGGCCUCCCAUGGGCAUGCGGCCCCCCGUCAUGUCUCCUGCCGGACGAUACUGAAGCAGUCGCAACGACCUUGACCCCUCACUAGGUUUGGAGGUUAAACCUUUUCUCACCUUGUGCUUUUUAAAACUAGCCCAAGCCAAUGAGCAGUAAGACCAACCAGUGAUGGUGAAGAAAAGUAUUGAUGAAAAAAAAAAUAUAUAUAUAUAUACGCAGCACA